CAAAAGUAUAUUUCCCUUGUUUGUUUUAUAUAUUAAAGUAUAACAUUGAAUAACAUUUGGUUGUCUAAGUUGAACGAAAACCAGAGUAGAUGGAUAACACAAAUUGUGGGUCAGUUAUAAGUCAUGUCAUGCAGAAGAAGAUGAGACAGAGUGACUCCAACGCGACAGAAGGGCGCGUGAGGAAGCUCCACACUUCAUUUGAUGCAGUGGCCAAUCAGAUCCCAAUGCUGUGUGAAUGUGAGUGUGAGAAUAGGACAGGAACUUUCCCACUCAGAUGAUGCCAUCAGAAUCAUCCUUAACUUAGGUCCCCCUUUGACAUUUUCACAAUGUCAAUGGAAAAGCCAAUACCAACUAAGCAAUCAAAGCAUAUAUCUGUCUAACUCCCCCAACCCCUACAAAGUUCCACUUUCACAUAUAAUCUCUCUCACUCUUUUCAAAUUUUCAAGUAUAAAUAAUUAAUUGCCGAACUCAGUCAGUACUCCACCAACCCCUCUCGCUUCUUCCUCUUGCCUUUCUCUUUCCAUUCACCCAAAAGUCAGCGCCAUAUCUUCUUCCUCUCUCAGCAAGAAACAAAACUUACACUUAUUUUUAUCACCAUACAUAUAUCUAAAAUGGAUGAGGACUGGGAUCUCUUUGCCGUCGUCAGAAGCUGCCAAUCAACUAACAAUACUUCCACCACAGCAAUUCCAGAAACCACCACCAAUACUACUUCAUCUUCUCUCCUCACUUCCCUUCUCAAGGAAGACAGAUACGAUGCAUUUUCCUUUCCCAAUACAAUCCAACCCAUAACAAAUGAAUUUCACCAGUUACACCAAUUCUUUUCACCCUUUAACCCCACCACCACCAACGCCACUACCCUCAGUGCUCCUCGCAUCAAUCCUAAUUCCCCUUAUUUUGCCCAACAGGAAACCCAGCAAAUCAGUGAUCACCUUCCCAUUUUGCCUCAUUUUCUGCCAGAACCCUCCACUCCCAGUUUUAAUAGAUUCCCUGACCAUCAACAACAGCAACAGAAUCAACUACAGUUACUUCAGAAACAGGAAUUUCAUACAUCCCAGAACAAUUCACCCACAGUUUCACCCAACACACAACCUCAAACACCCAAAUCAAGAAAAAGAAAAAGCCAACAGAAGAAAAUGGUGUGCCAGGUAACCGCAGAUAAACUCUCAGCAGAUUUGUGGGCAUGGCGAAAAUACGGACAAAAACCAAUUAAGGGUUCUCCGUAUCCAAGGAAUUACUAUAGAUGUAGCAGCUCCAAAGGUUGUAUGGCUCGAAAACAAGUUGAACGGAGUAACACCGAAACCGAUGUGUUCAUUGUUACGUACACCGGAGACCACUCGCAUCCCCGGCCAACCCACCGGAACUCGCUCGCCGGAAGUACCCGAAGUAAAAAUCCGACGACGAAUCCGCCGCCUUUAUCCGGGUCACUCUCCUUCCAAUCCGCCCCCUUUUCUUCUUCUUCUUCUUCUUCUCCACCACUCUCUCCAACGUCGCCGUCGGAAGAUCCACCGGAAGCCGGCGAUGUUGAACCUGACCUGGACAUGGAAACCGACAUGGACGAUGACGGUGACAUCCGAUGACCCCAUCACUGCCUUCUUGAGCAACAAGUUUUGCAUCGAAGUGACGUCGUCUCUUACUCUGGCUCGAAGAACAAAACCUGUUUGGUUUUGACUUAUUGCAAACGGGUUUCAAAUCAUGCGCUGUUCGGAUCUCCUGGACCGGUUUCAGUUCACGUGAUUGCGCCUUUGAAUUAUUACCUUCAUGGAUGACCGUAGGAUCAUAAUUGAGUGUGGAUAGUCUGAUUCUAAUCCUUCAAAUCGAAGCCGUCACAGUUGGAUCUUUGGCGUAGUUUAGUUCCUCGAGAAUCUGCCACCUAAGAUGAGCCACGUGGGUAAUCUCAGGCCUAGUA
Messenger RNA from Vigna radiata var. radiata (mung bean), 1906 nucleotides. Its product is annotated as probable WRKY transcription factor 27. Gene Ontology annotation, molecular function: DNA-binding transcription factor activity; transcription cis-regulatory region binding. The transcript is spliced from 3 exons. Gene Ontology annotation, cellular component: nucleus. Gene Ontology annotation, biological process: regulation of DNA-templated transcription. The record is from RefSeq and is a predicted model, not a curated record. Bases 612 to 1577 code for a protein of 321 amino acids. Lineage: Eukaryota; Viridiplantae; Streptophyta; Magnoliopsida; Fabales; Fabaceae.